Mangifera indica (mango) is the source of this 2221-nucleotide messenger RNA. RefSeq names its product glutathione S-transferase F13-like. Lineage: Eukaryota; Viridiplantae; Streptophyta; Magnoliopsida; Sapindales; Anacardiaceae. The transcript is spliced from 4 exons. Gene Ontology annotation, cellular component: cytoplasm. Bases 1447 to 2100 code for a protein of 217 amino acids. Gene Ontology annotation, molecular function: glutathione binding; glutathione transferase activity. The record is from RefSeq and is a predicted model, not a curated record.
GCUCUCUCAAGUUCAGGUAUCAGAAAAUGUGGCGGCAAAACACUUUCGCAGUAAAGACAAAGAGGUCGAUUCCUUUAAUUAUCAAUUCUGAGGAAGAUUAAAAUGUUGAUUUGCGAGAUAAUUGCGUUUCAACGUGUGGGCGUGAGGACAAAGAGAAUUCCUCUGAACAAACCUUAAGCAUGUCACAAACACACUGUUCAUGAAAUUUUCGGUGAAAAUUCACUGUGCUUGUAUCUGUCCCCGAGAUGGGCGUCAGGUAAAUCUUUGAUCAUGACUUCCAUAGCACUCUGUUUCCAAAGUUCACUAGUUUAUCUGAAUUGGGCCUGCUGACAUUGUGGAACUCGGAAACAGUCUCAAGUUCUGGAUAUUCUAAACAACUUGAGAAACUUCUUAUCCAGGCUGCCAUUUACAGCGAAGUAGAAAACUAAAUAUAUUUUGGUAUUAUAUGAUAAUGUGUCAUUUGGCUUUAGAAGUCCAGAAAGUUGGACGGAAGAAGAUUGACCUCAACUUAUGGGAGGUUCUGAUCCUAAUAACAUCGCGAUCCAAAUUGCUUGCAGCUGCGGAAAAAGUCCUAGGAUACCCUGAUGUAUUGUCAGAAUGCUUUGUCGUUGUAGUUUUUAAACAUUUUGACACUGGUUGAAAUUCAUCAACUCUUUGGCUUGGCUCACCAAUUUUAAACUGUGACUCUGGGAUUAAUGAACAAAAGAUUGAAUUUCAGGAAUGAGAAGCUCCUCUCUCAGACUCCCUCAAUACAACACAAGGCACAAAAGCAUCUAUUAAUCUUUUCAAUUAACUCAUUCAAUGCAGCAUAUGGGAGAGUAAGAUCUUAAAACUCAUAUAAUAUAUUAGUUUUACAACCUCGUACGGUUGGGACUUGAGAGCAUCAAACAAUCAAUUCACUGCGGUAAAAGGGUUUACCAUUUCAAACUUUCAUAAUAUUUUGGAGUAGAAAACUAGCCAUCUGCUACUUCAUUUUAUAACUGUUUACAGUUAUGUAUCAAGUAAAACUUGUAUUAGCUACUACUCCUGUAGAAUUUCCUCUCUAUUUUAUAGGAAGAUCUAUGAUUUCCCGAGAUUAAUUAAGAUCAAAUCUCCAGAUGAAGCCCAGCGAUUUUAUGUUGUUGCACCGGAAAUUGUGCUUUGACUGAUCAUAUCUGAAUUCUAGUUACUGCCCAAUGAAUCUCUAAUCUGUCACUAUGUUUUCACAGUUAGUAAGAUUAUAAAAUUUCUUUUUUUUCAGAAGAUUAUUCUCUCAUAAUUCAUAUGCCUCCUAGCCUGUAAGAUUUACUGUCAUUAAUUAACUAAAUAUAGAAAUAUAAACAUUACAGAUAUUGAAAUAUUAAGCACACCCAUUUCAGAAUGUGAAAACUAUAUAUAACGAUGUAGAGAUUUUCCUCUCUUCUGUAAAUUGUCCCUCUCUAGCUAUAGCGGACAUACAAAUACAUAAUGGAGCUCAAACUAUAUGGAGCCCCCAUGUCUUCCUGUACCGCUCGUGUGAUGACUUGUCUACAUGAAAAAUCAGUGGAUUUCGAGCUUGUCCCUGUUAAUCUUAUGACAGCUGAACACAAGCAACCUUCUUUUCUUGCCAAGAAUCCCUUUGGUCAGAUUCCAGCUCUAGAAGACAAUGAUCUUACUUUAUUUGAGUCAAGAGCAAUCACAUCAUACGUUGCUGAAAAAUUCAAAGAAACGGGCACUGAUCUUUUGAGGCACAAAGACCUGAAAGAAGCUGCAUUGGCAAAAGUAUGGCUGGAAGUUGAAUCUCAGCAAUACCACCCACCAAUCUCUGCAAUUGUGUAUCAGUUCUUUGUGGCACCGAUGCAAGGCAAUUCACCUGAUCAAGCCAUCAUUGAUGCAAAUUUAGCGAAGCUAGGGCAAGUGCUUGACGUGUAUGAGAGUAAGCUCAGUAGCAGCAAGUAUCUUGCGGGAGAUUUCUAUAGCUUGGCUGAUUUGCACCAUCUUACUUACACGUAUUAUUUCAUGAAGACUCCUCAUGCUUCACUCAUAAAUGAUCGUCCCCAUGUGAAGGCCUGGUGGGAGGAUAUUUCUUCCAGACCUGCUUUCAAGAAAGUCGCUGAGGGUAUGAAGCUUGGUGAAAAUUGAAAUUUGUAGGCCGUUCGCCUUCAGUUCUAAUCUGUUUCAACAAUUUUUAACAAUCUGUGGUGGUUUAUUUGUUGUUAUUUACAUUAAUGUAAUGGAAUAAACAAGAAAUUUUGCAUUGCUU